Messenger RNA from Alternaria burnsii, 570 nucleotides. RefSeq lists its product as uncharacterized. The record is from RefSeq and is a predicted model, not a curated record. The transcript is spliced from 2 exons. Lineage: Eukaryota; Fungi; Ascomycota; Dothideomycetes; Pleosporales; Pleosporaceae. Bases 1 to 570 code for a protein of 189 amino acids.
AUGCGUGUCUCAGCUCUCCUUCUCGUCGUGUUUAGCCUACCAGCUUUUGCGACCCUACUUGACACGCAAUUCCCGCAUAUGCUUCUGCCUCUCAAGAAGUCUCGGCCAGAUACCGCUUUUCUGACCCAGAAAAACGCGACCGUCAUCUACGACGACAGAUCCCUUAAUGAGCAAUGGACAGCCGUCAACUACGAUGUCCCUGACAAUGCCGCAAAUAUCUGUCGCCUCCGAUUCCUCAUCAACACUGACAUCUUGAAGAAUGCCCCACUCAGCCUCAAAGGUGAAGCACCUUUCGCCAUCAACAUCUCACGCAUCGAACCCAAGCUUGUCAACGGCGGCACUACCUGGAACAACAAGCCAGCCAUAACCGAGCACUACGAUACAUACGUGCUGUCUAUGAACGGCGCUACGGAGGUUGUCAGCAAGUGGUUUUCGUGUCCCAAAGGAAAUGUAGCGCAAUUCGUAAUUCAUCCUGCUAGCAAGAGAUAUUUGGACGUUUACUGGUUCGAGCUAAACUACGGUGCUGAGGAUGGAGGCCCACACGGCGUCGUGUUGGAAAUGCACACCUGA